Molecule: messenger RNA, 42284 nt
Organism: Pelobates cultripes (western spadefoot toad)
Lineage: Eukaryota; Metazoa; Chordata; Amphibia; Anura; Pelobatidae
Source: the annotation of a GenBank genome assembly
AUGACACUCAUCUGACACUCCAGCCGGGAGGGGGCACGCUCAGCACAGCUGCCAGCCACACAGUCAAAGUCUUGGGUUUCAUUCGUUGUUAAUUCCCCUGGAGCUUCAGUCAUGGAAGAACAAGAUCAGACAGACCCUGGGUUCCAUCCGGACAAUGGGAAAAUUGACAUGUCUCUGGGUAGGUCACACUUUAUAGAAAAUUUCUGUCCCACAAACCAGACGUUCUAAUGUUCAGGCACAAGUGUAGAGUGCAUAGGGGACCUUUUAUGAAGUUAUGGCUUCUUUAGUGCAGUUUAAUAUUAGUCAUUAAUGGUGUUUGAUGGGGAAUAGUAAUAUCAGCACUUGUUGGAUACAAUAAUUACAUAAUGGAUAUUUAUCUAGAAAGUCUGCUACCUAUUGAAGUUGGUAAAUCACUACUUACAAAAUUUCUCUGGAAUAGGUUUUUUUUUGUUUUGUUUUUUGUAGUUCAUUCACUAAACACUGAAAAGUGGUGAAUUGAGAACUAAAUUCCAAAAUGUAAUCUAAAAUAGCUAAAUUGUGAUUAUAUCUGACUUGGAAUUUUUAAAAUGAGCUAUAUUGCUACAUGUUUCAGGUUUUUUUUUUAAUUCAAUUUUAUUAAACUAUAAUAAACAAAAGCUAGUCUUUAAAGGGAUAGUCUAAGCCGGUACACAUCCAGAGCACUGGAGUGUAGUGGUUAUGCUACAUCAGUGGUUAUGUAACCUUUGGCACUCCAGAUGCUGUGGACUAUAAUGUUGGCAAAGCAUUAUGGGAGUUGUAUUCCUAAACAUCUUGAGUGCCUACCCUGUGCUACAGUGCUACAUAUAGGCUUUGGGUAACAUCCCAUUGUUUUUUAUCAACUUGUAAGGCAGUAUGCUGGAAGCAUUGUGGGCCAGAAAAAAAACUCUGAUUUUUGUAAUUUUGGUAACAAUCAACUUGCCAAAAAAAAGGGAGGAAGCAUCCCACAGAUUUGUAACAGCGCUACUCUGGGCUGUUGUGGUUAAGUUGCACCUUUAAUAAUUACAUUUAUAAUAAUCAAGGCCUACUAAAAAUGUUUAUAGAGGUCAGCAGAGAGGCUGUGAUGUGUCUAAACACUUUUAGACAUCAUUGUAAAUACCGUGGCCAGACAGCUACAUGGCCUGCUGCUACCUUUCAUCCUCUAUAACUCCUUGCCAGCCCAUCUGCCAUAAUUCCAACAAAUAGAACGUUAGAGACACAACAGUCGAAAAUUAAAUGGACGUGAGCAGUUGCACUCCCAGAUCAUAUGAUGAUCAGCGUAGUAUUGUGUAGUAUGUUUUGUUCCAAAAUAAAAUGAGUACCGAGUCUGAUCUUUCUUUACUGGCAGACUGGCGUUGAUAAUGUAGAAUCAAAAUAUAGAUAGAUCUAUUCAUUUUUUGUUUUGUUCUAUAUUUUGGAAUUAUUAAUUUAAGUAUUUUACUUCAGUUCAUGACCCUUGGUGCUCAUAUAGUGUAACACUAUGAGAGUUUCAUUAUCCUCAAAGCAUUUUUAAGUGAACAGUUGAUAAAGUCUGUGAUCACACACUUUUACAUGUGAUGUUGGCACCUGUUUUAUAUCAUCAAUCAAGUGUUGGAAGAUUGAGCAUUAAAGUAUUUAUAGAUAUACUGAUGUAAUGCUUUAUCAUCAUAUGUAUACUUUUAUAUAUAUCUUUGUAAACUCGAGAGAAAGUAGAGCAGGACACAUGAUCCAGGGGAUAAAGCCGCUCUUACCAAACAUCUAAAUGAAUAUCAAGAUAUUCAAGAUAACUCAGAAAAAAUCUUAAUUUUUAUCACGCAAAAUUGCACUCUCCCACAAUAGACCCAGGCAACUGUUUCGCACAGUAGAAAGGGUCUGAAAACCAGCAUGCAUGCAUAUCCCCACCAACUUUUCUCAGGAUAAGUGUGAAGCAUUUGCGAUCUUCUUCAGAGACAAGAUUUCCUCAAUCCGAGCCUCUAUCACAGCAGGCCAAACAGUUACACACCAGAACCACUACAAUGGAAUGCCAGAUCGCCCCAGUUUAUGGUCCACUUUUACAAAUGUGGAUAUAAAGGAAGUUAAAAGAACCAUGCAAAAGUUACACCCUACUAUGUGUGACUCCAACUCAGCUCAUACCUGGAUGCAUCGAAACACUUGCCCCAGCCUGAAGGAGGUUCUGAAAUCGUUAGUUCAUCAAAGGUACGAAACUUCGGAGUGCUGAUUGAUUCUGGACGUUCAUUUAAACAACAGAUUACCUCCAUGAUAAAAUCUGCCUACUUUCAUCUGAAAAACAUUUCAUCGGAUAAAACACUUAAUUCCACCGGAUGAUAUGCCAACAUUAAUUCAUGCAUUUGUAUCCUCUCGUGUAGAUUACUGCAAUGUACUUUACUUGGGCCUCCCAGAAAAAGAACUCCAUCACCUUCAGACAGUACAAAAUGCAGCAGCCAGACUACUGACCAAUCAAACCUGCUCUUGCCACAAAGCACCUGUUCUCCACUCCCUGCUUUGGCUUCCAAUUAAAUGGCGAACAUAUUUUAAAAUUGGCCUGCUGACCUUCAAAGCCUUAAACAAUCAAGGCCCACAGUACCUGAAAGAGCUCUUGACACCCUACAUUCCAUCUCAUUCACUUCGGUCAGCCAGCAAAUCCCUUCUGUCUAUGUCAAGAAUAAAGACAGACUCAGGUUCCAGGGCAUUAAGCCGCACUGCUCCUACCUUUUGGAACUCUUUACCGUGCGCAGUCAGAGAGGCACCGUCCUUACAGACUUUUUAAAAAAGGCUAAAGACCCACCUCUUCCAUCAGGCAUUCAGUCCGCUCAUUUGACCUUCAGAAACUCCUAACUUUUAUGUCUUUAUGUUUGUUUAUUUGUAAAGUGCUUUGAGUCUCACAGGGAGAAAAGUGGUAUAAAAAUUGCAAAUCAUUAUUAUUAUUUUUAUUGUACACUUCUAAAAUCCAUCAUCAAUCCAAUCUAGCACACAGCAUUUCUAUUUUCAAAUUUCUAACCGUUUAUAUGUGGACUUCCAAUUAAAUCAGUGAUCGUACACAUACAUGAUAAUUCCUGCAGAAAGUUUUUUUACCCAGUGGUGUAUUAGGAGAGAACCUAAAUGGGAAUAAAGCUCUAGUGCAUAACCAAUCCCGGGGUGUGGAGAUGGUUGAAUUUUUUAUGUUACAUUUAGCUUGUAUUUAUGACCACAGCAGAAAAUUUAAUCUGAUUGAAGCCAUUCUGCUGCUACUGCCACUCACCAUCACACUUAAUGAGCUGGCACAGGCCUGGGAGCUGGUGUCAGGAAACGAGUUAAGUAGCAGAAGCAGAUUGUAUUGCGUUAUCUGACAGCCACUGGAUGCCUCUGCCACCUUCAACAAUGGAGUCCAAUAACUUUGAUGGGCUUACUGCCUGAGUAACACACUUCAUCCCAAAAAUUGCAGAACAUCAAGACGCAAGCCCCAACCCAGCAGCUGAUAGGAUUUAAAGGGCAUUCUAGUCCUCUCCACUCCCAGUGCUUGAGUGGUAUCUGGCCCAGUUUAGGGCCAAGGUUCUGAGAAUCUGGUCUGAUUCUGCUACAGCUAUCAUUCAGAAGUGCCACCAAUAUAUAGGGUUUUUUUAAGACAAGGUCUGGAGUUAAAGUUCGUAUGUAAACCAGGGGGCAACAUACAUGCUUCAUUGUGGUGGCAGAGGAAGACUGGAUAUGAUGAACUAGCAGCUAUAUCUCUUUAUACUACUCCAGUGAGACACAUUUUGUAGCCUAUUCAGUAAGCAAAAUGUCCUGUAUUUCUUCUAUGCCAUUCUGGCUCUUUGGUGUGACAGACGAUGGACAGGAGAUCUGUCUGCCUCGCUGGACAGUAGAGUUAUUACAGGACAGGAGACUAAAGUGAUUUACUGGGUCCCUUCUUGUCACUCAAAUGAUCCAUAUUUCUUGUCCUUAUCUGCUGUCCCCCUAAACCCUGACUCUGUUAAUAGAUGUGUUGAUAGAAAUAAUUUGUGCUAUUAGAUAGUUUUCUGUUUAUUGUUUAUUUCAUUCCUUCAUUGGAUCAUGGCAUGGCAUUUAUCUUUCGGAUGUAGUUAUAUUAGAAUAGUAAAAGUCUUCAAGUCCAUUCUGGAAGACAAAUUGGUAGAUGUUACAGGGGCUACAGACAUAGCUAAUAUCCAUACAGGACUGGGUUCACAAAGAACAGAUUAAAAGAAUAGUGCAGGCAAAAAAAUAUACAGUUUAAAUCUCUAAUUGCUACUUAGCAAACAAAUGUGGGGAUAUGGUCACAACAUACGGCCGUACCGUGUUAAACCCACCACUUCAUCAAAGUAACGCACCAAUAUUGGGGUUCUGUGAUGAAGUGGUGGACUUAGUCCGGUAUAGCCUUUAUGUGAACAUAUCUCCAGAUUUGUUUACUAAGAUAGGUCGUUUAAGUAUUAAGUAGCAUUCUAAGAUUUAUAACUAUAUUUUUGGGGCUUCUGCACUGUUCCACUAAAAGAACAUGAAUCAAUUGACUUUCUUUUUUUAAAACCAGCAAACACAUUAAAACAAAUAUACAAACCAAAAUAAAGCAAGAAAAACUACUAAAGCACUAAAGUAUGUUAUAAACAUUUAUACACUAAUCAGCCACAACAUCGAAGCCCUUAAUAGGGGAAGUGAAUAACAUUGAUUGUAAUGUUACAAUGACACCUGUCAAGGGGUGGGAUAAAUAAGGAAGCAAGUGAACAGUCAGUUCUUGAAUUCCAUGUGUUGGGAGCAGGAAAAAUGGGCAAGUGAAAAGAUCUGAGUGACUUAACAAGGGCCACCAAGUGAUGGCUAGACAACUGGGCCAGAGCAUCUCCAAAACAGCAAGUCUUGUGGCAUGUUCCCAGUAUGCAGGUAUGAAGGUCACGUGGUCUAAUGAAUCAUGUAUGCUUUUAGAUCAGGUGUAUAACCGGGUAUGUGUGUGUCUUUUAUAUUGGUAAGAGAUGGCAGAACACACUAUGGGAAAAAAGAAGGACUGUUGAGGCAGCAUCAUGCUGUGGGCAAGGUUCUGCUGGUCCUGGUAUUCAUGUGAAUGUUACUUUGACACGAACAACCUACCUAGAGAUUGUUGCUAUCCACGUACAUCCCUUUAUGGCAAUGUGGUUCCUGAUGGCAAUUGCCUCUUUCAGAAGGAUAAUGCACCCUUCCACACUGUAAACCAUUUUCAGGAAUGGUUUGAGGAACAUGACAAAGAGUUCAAGUUGCUGCCUUGGCUUCCAAAUUCCCUAGCUCUCAAUCCAUUUGAGCAUCUGUGGGAUGUUAUGGAACAAUAAAUCCGAUCCACAGAGGCUCCACCUCGCAACCUGCAGGACUUAAAGGAUCUGCUGCUAAUGACUUGGUUUCAGAUACAACAUGUUCAAAGGUCUUGUGGAGACCAUGCCUCGACGCAUAAAAGCUAUUUUGGCAGCACUAGGGGGACUUACAUGAUAUUAGGCUGGCGGUUUUAAUGUUGUGGCGGAUCAGUGUAAAUUUAUUGUAAACUUUGUACGAUUGCAUGUUUGGGUACACCUUUCAAUUAGAGGAGUUUAAUCAACCUCCCUCAUCCCUCUUACUCAGCCAUUUCAGUUUCAGACCAGUCCAGUAAUGACAGAAACAGGACAUCAUACCAAAGCCUUCUCUGCAUGAAUCACAGUGAUGAGACUUCCUCUCUUCUCCCAUGUCAGGCUGUUGCAGAGUUGAAGAGAUCUUUCAGCUGCAAAGGUGUAAAUCUGUCAGACAUGCCCAAUGGGCUUUUUCAGCAUUCCUAGGGAUAGGACACUGACUGAAUAGAUCAAUGUCCCCCAUGAAAUGGGUGUGGAAAGCAUAGGAAAGGAGAAGCAGGUAAACAUAUGAAAAAAAACAAACAAACAUAUAUACCUGUUUUUUUUCUGUUUUCUCUUUGCAGAGCGAGGUAAUUGUCUCAUUCAAAGCUAGUCUCAAAAUUAUGCAUGUCUCUUUAAUCUGUAUUUUCUAUAUCUUUUGGUCUGUACAGCAGCAUCACUAUUAAUAAAUGCAUGUUAUAGGUGUACCCCCCAAUUCACCUUUUUUUCCCUAGAAUUAGGCGUAUUGACAGUAUUAAAAAGGGCAACUUUUUAUCACAUAAGCAAUGUUUUAGCUUUCUAAAGAACCUUGAUCAAGUAUACUACCUUUAAGGAAGUUGGCUAUAUCCAAUAGUGGGGUACUGGUUAGUUUGCUUACCUGUUGGGAGCUUGCUUUCUCCAUCUGUUUGUGUGCUGGAGACAUUGCUGAUAUAGGCAAUUGUGAACAAGGCAAUAAUACCAAUGGAUGGUAAAUCCCAUUCAAUAUUAAGUGCUAUGUGUUCCGUAAAAUAUUUUGUUGUCAGUAUCACAUGUAGACACAAGUAUCAGUUGAAAAACUAAAUUUCUGGUUGCUUAGACUCAUUUGCAACUAGUAUCACAUACCGAGAUUUGAGAGGAAGCACUGCAACUCCGAUACAGAAUGCAGUCACUGAAAAGCAUUUUUUACACAUCUGAAAAGCAUUUUUUUUUUAUCUAAAUGGAAUCCAUGUCUAAAUAGGUUGUUUUGAUCCAUUGUGGUAUAUUUACAUUCUUUAAUUAACGCACCAUAACCACUACAGUUUAUAAUAGACUAUAUAGUGAAAAUAUCUUAUAGGCACCAACCUUAUGUGUUUUACUAUACUGUUUUCAAGCAGUUUGACGAAAGCAAACAAACAGACAAACACAACGAAUACCCAGCACCCACAGUCCACCUCCUACAACAUCUGGGUUACAUAAAACGCAUUUUCCAUCUAAAAUUUUUGAGAGGGUAAAGUGUGUUUGGCCUUUCUGAAGAGAGGGUAAAAUGAGUUUGGUCUCUCUGAAUCUCCAUUCAUAAUGGUAUUUGUGAAUUGACACAAGAUUCGAACUAUUACAGGAUAGUGAUGUCCCGAACGGUUCGCCAAACGGUUCGCCACGAACAGUUCACAGCGGACUCAUCAUUGAGUAAACUUUGACCCUGUACCUCACAGUCAGCAGACACAUUCCAGCCAAUCAGCAGCAGACCCUCCCUCCCAGACCCUCCCACCUCCUGGACAGCAUCCAUUGUGAAGCUGCAUUCUUAGUGAGCUGUCCAGGAGGUGGGAGGGUCUGGGAGGGAGGGUCUGCUGCUGAUUGGCUGGAAUGUGUCUGCUGACUGUGAGGUACAGGGUCAAAGUUUACUCAAUGAUGAGUCCGUUCGGGACAUCACUAUUACAGGAAGACAAUAAGACUAUGUGGGCUAUAUUUGCCUAGAGUAUAUCUGGUUUACUAGGGCUGUAUGCCUAUAUAUUAUGGAUGAGGGAAUAAGGGAUAACCUGUCACUUAACAGAAGGACACUAUUAGUGAUAAAGAUAGGAUUCCAAUUUUCACCUUAUCAAGGGAUUUAAAUUGGGUUGGAAUGGCCAUCAAGCCAUCAGAUUACCAACGGCACCUCCAACACUUUAGUAUCAGUCCCAGAAUCAUGAUGUCUAUGGCACAGCAAACAUUUUUAUUUGAUUAUCAGAGCAAAGAAAAAACUAAACUGUUGUGUUUUGCUUGUUUACUGUGUGUGAUUACGCUGUUUGAUUUCUUUAACUACAGCAUGCAUUUGAAUGAGACUUCAAAGAGCUGAAAGCCUUUGAUGUUUUAUUAACUGGUACACGUGUUUAAAUUGAAGCACAUUAGGCUUGGUACAAGCCGUCAUCUUACUGAAUUACAAUUAGACAGCUUGUGAUUUAAAUGCAAGAACUGUAAUCUAUAUAUAUGGCUUAUAAGAGAGCCUGACCUAGGAGCCAUGUGCAGGUACAACCCAUGUGUGAAAAUAGCUUAAAGGCUUCUGAUUUUUAUUUUAUUUAAAUUUUUAUGGAUUAUUUCUCAUUUGAUCACAUGAAGCGGAUGUCUUAUGUUUACAUGGUUCACAUCUACAUGUGCUACUAUACAGAUCAUUUCAUAAUACUAAAGUAUGUCCCAUGAAGAAAAUUAGAACAGGCAGGGCUACCCAUUAAGGACAAGUGGUCCAGUUUGAAAAAAAAUUGUUUACAUAAUCAAACUUCACCUGCAUUUGCAAUUAUCUUACCUACAAAAAAGCAAAUAUCAUUCCGUAGAAUCUGGUGCCUGGUUUAAAAUCUUUCAUUCGUAUGUGUAUAGGAUUCUUGUAUUUACUAAACAAAGAUUGGAUAUCUACUAGAUGUGUCCCGGAACCAGACUCAUUUUCAAAAUAAAUAAACCGGCCUUUUGCAGUUGAACCUAUUUGAACCCAGACUAUUUGCUUACUGGCAAAUGCCCACUAUAUCCCAACUCGCUUGGCUGAGAUAUUAAUAUAAUGAUUAUGAGAGGGUCCACCUUAAACCCACACUGCUCAGAAGUUUGGGGUUAAAUGGACUAGUUACUGAGUACUUAUUACUCUAAAAAAAUCAAAAAAAUGUACAGUAAUACAUAAGAUAGACUAGUCAGGCCUGCCAUCAGAAAUUUUGGGGACCCUGACACAGCUCAAGGUCUGGGCCCCCCAGUGCCUGCACCCAAGUCUGCCCAAAGUGCUGCCCCCCCUGAGUCCGCCCACAGGGAUGCAGUGUCUGCAGGGCUGGUGCAAGGAUUUUUGCCGCCCUAGGCAAAAGUAAAGUUUGGCGUCCCACCCAUAUGAUCUGCCAUGUUAACUAAUGCCAGUGCUGCAGUGCCGCAGUGUUUACAUUAAAAGGCCUGCAGGGACAGGCUAUAGACACCAGAACCACUACAUUAAGCUGCGGUGGUUCUGGGGACUAUAGUGUUUCUUUAAUGUGAGGUAAAUUAGAGAUUAGUGCCACGAAUAAUAUACUAGAUUGCCUACUUAAACCAGAUGAGUAUGAUGAUGGGCUCUAGCUGCAGUCUGGCUCCACUGGUCUGGUGUAGAACAGGCUCUCUGGAGGCGGUUUGUAACUGUGGUCACAAAAAUCAAUGUUCUGGGAGAACGGGAAGCAGCUCCAUUUUUUGAGGGCCCUUUACACAGCUCAAGGUCUGGGUCCCAGGGUCCACCUUCAUGUUCCACCAAUGAGUUUGGGUAGCGUUACUUACCUUAACCGGGGGCCGGUCGCGGUCCUCUCUUCAAGCCGCGCGCGGUCCUGCAGCUGCACGAGCCGCGCGCGGCUCAUCCGACUACUUUGGAUGGAAGGCGGGCAGUGACCGCGUGAAGCGGUCACGUGUCCCGCCUGAAACUAAGAGCGCGCCACGAGUCUCGGGCGCGGUCUUAAAGAGACAGUGGGAGCCUAAUUGCCAAAAGGCUCCCAUUGGCUCCUGUCAUACCACACUCCCUGUACAAUUACCUAUAGGGGGUGUGGAAGUGACAGGAGCCAAUCACUUUCGUUUAAAAGCUAUUUAAACUUACCUUUUUCCCUUAGCUCGUUGCCCUAUCGUGGUUUCUGUUUCAGUUCCCUUUAGCGCUUUUGGUGUUCAGUUGUGUUUUCUCGUAUUGACUUUGGCUUCGUAUUCUGACUUCGUUUUCGCUUUAUCCUUAUCUGUACUGUUUGCCGGCUUGCUGUUUUCCGUGUACCAGACCCCGGCUUGUCCUAGUUUACGCUGUCUCUCUGUGCCCUUGACCUCGGUUUGUUCCUGGCUCUGUCUCCUCUCAUAUACGUCGAGUCCGGCCAUUCUAAGGUCCGGUAGACGUAUCUCUCCUCUGUAUUUGCCUCUGUUUAGCUGGAUCCUGCGUGUAGGGGUAUAUUCUCGUUACAUUACGAUAGGGCCAUGGACCCCGCAGAUUUAGCUCAACAGAUGGCGUCCCAUGAGGCAAGAUUUGUAGAGCAGGAUCACCGUAUGGAUCAGAUAGCUCAGGCUCUCCAGACGCUCCUAGCUAGAACCGUUCCAGCAACCACACCUAACCCUCCUACGCCCCUUCUCCCUGAAGUAUCUACUUUGCCUAAUACUUCGGCCCAUUUAACACCUCCUCCUAGGUAUGGAGGGGACUCUAAGACUUGCAGAGGGUUUAUUAAUCAAAUUGAAUUCCACUUCGAAAUGUAUCCACGUUCAUUUCCCACAGAGAGGUCUAAGGUUGGGUUCUUUAUGCACCAACUUACCGAUAAGGCACUUGAGUGGGCAAAUCCUAUUUGGGAAGCUAAUGGACCUAUGGUACAUGAUUUCAACAGUUUUCUUACGGCUUUUCGUAGAACUUUUGACACAAUGAAAAGGUCAAAGAAUGCCGCGAGAGCAUUAAUGAGAAUUAAACAGGGUUCUAGGUCUGUGGCUGAUUAUGCUAUUCAGUUUAGCACUCUUGCUUCGCAGGUAGAUUGGACCAACAAUGGGUUAACUACUGCCUUUAUGGAAGGUUUGUCAGAUACGAUAUUGGAUGAGGUAGCAGCUAAGGAGUUUCCUAUUGCCUUAGAGGACCUUAUCGAUUACCUCAUUGAUAUAGAUAAUAGAAUUCGUGACAGGCUCUAUACCAAGAACAGGAAUAGACGUUUUGUUACACCCAUUAACCCCAGAGUUAAUAUAUCAGAGAGUGUUAAAGUGUCUGAGGAGGAACCUAUGCAAUUAGGGGUUGCCAAACUCUCUGAUACUGAGAAAUUACAUAGGAGAAGGGAGGGACUCUGCCUAUACUGUGGUAGGAGAGACCAUAUGGUAAAGGAAUGUCCUUUACUCCCGGAAAACUCUCGCACCUUAUAGGGGACUGGCCUUGGGUGUGAUAUCUAAGUCUCCUAAAUUGCCUCCCAACCGCUUGCUUCUCCCGGUUUCUUUAUAUAUGGGAGAGAUUUGUAUAGUUGACAACAUAUAUGCUCUGGUUGACUCUGGGGCAGCUGAAAAUUUUAUAGACUCUGGCUUUAUAAAGAGAAACAACAUUCCCAUCAGAGAGAAGGAGAUACCCUUGGCCGUUGAGGCCAUAGAUGGUAGACCAUUAAGUUCUCCAGUUGUUACUCAUGAGACUGUACCAUUACACAUGUACACAGGGGUUUUACACUAUGAAACCAUUCGAUUCCAGGUCAUCUCCUCUCCCUCUUCACAGUUAGUAUUAGGGUAUCCAUGGUUACGUGCUCACAAUCCCAUUUUUGACUGGGAGACAGGGCAAAUAAAAUCAUGGAGUGAGACCUGCCACGAGUCUUGUACGUUGGAAGUCACACCUUUGAAUUCUAUUGAGGUACCUACCAGUCCUCCUUUGUCUACGGUUAUACCCCCUCAGUAUUUAUCUCUAAAGACUGUUUUCGAUAAAAGGGAGGCUGAGAAAUUACCGCCUCACAGACCCUAUGAUUGCGCUAUUGACUUGUUGCCUGGCACUAUACCUCCAAAGGGCAGGGUGUACCCCUUAUCGGUUCAAGAAAACCGUGUCAUGGAGGAGUAUAUUAAGGAAUCACUAGAAAAGGGGUUAUUAGGAGAUCCUCUUCUCCAGCUGGAGCAGGGUUCUUCUUUGUAUCGAAGAAAGAAGGUGAUUUAAGACCGUGUAUAGAUUAUAGAGGUCUAAACAAAAUCACUAUCAAAAAUGCAUAUCCUAUACCUUUAAUUACAGAAUUAUUUGACAGGCUGAAACAUGCCACUGUGUUCACUAAAUUAGACCUUAGGAGUGCAUACAAUUUGAUACGUAUAAAGGAAAAUCACGAAUGGAAGACUGCAUUCAACACUAGAUCCGGUCAUUACGAAUAUACUGUUAUGCCAUUUGGGCUUUGCAAUGCCCCAGCAGUAUUCCAAGAAUUUAUUAAUGAUGUCUUAAGAGAUUUUAUUCACACAUUUGUUAUCGUAUACUUGGACGACAUUUUAAUAUAUUCUACAGAUAUACACUCUCAUCACAGACAUGUUACGACAGUUUUGAAGACCCUUCUUGCUAAUGGUCUUUAUUGCAAGCUAGAAAAAUGUCUGUUUGACCAAACCGAAGUCCAGUUCUUGGGGUAUUUGAUUUCCGCUAAAGGUUUUCGUAUGGAUCCCCAGAAGCUAGCUGCUGUAAUAGAAUGGCCUCUACCGCAAGGUCUGAAAGCUAUUCAGCGUUUUCUUGGGUUCUCCAAUUAUUAUAGACGUUUUAUCAAAGGUUUCUCGUCCAUUGUAGCACCUAUUACCCGUAUGACUAAAAAGGAUGGCAAUACUCGUGUUUGGUCUACCGAGGCACUUCAGGCUUUGAAUUUCUUAAAACUACGUUCGCCUCUGCACCUAUUUUACAGCAUCCUGUCCCCUCACUGCCCUAUAUUCUUGAAGUUGAUGCUUCGGAUAUUGGGGUAGGUGCUAUCUUAUCCCAAAGAGAGUCGCCUGAAAAGCCAUUGCAUCCAUGCGGCUUCUUUUCUAAACAAAUGUCCAAAGCAGAGAAAAAUUAUGAUGUGGGUAAUCGCGAACUCCUUGCUAUUAUUUUAGCACUUAAAGAGUGGAGACAUUUGUUAGAAGGAACUAAGGAUCCUAUCCUCAUUUUUACGGAUCACAAGAACCUAUCCUACCUUAGCGAAGCCAAAAGAUUGUCUUCCAGGCAGGCUAGGUGGUCACUGUUUUUGUCCCGUUUCAAUUUUAUUAUCACCUAUAGGCCAGGUGAUCGCAACACUAAAGCAGACGCUCUGUCGAGACAGUUCGAAACUACUGACAAACAGGAGAUUGAUGUUACCCCUGUCAUUCCCCCAGACAGGAUAAUAGCUACUACUAUUUUGUCUAUUUCCUCGUCCCUCUUGCAGGCCAUACAAGCGAAACAAAGCAUGGCACCUAGCGAGAGGCCUAAUGAUAAACUGUUCGUUGAUGUUCCUGAGAGACGGGAGAUUAUGUCAUUAUCAUAGGCGUGCGCAGCCUAUUGCAUUAGGGUGUGCACCCUAAAGCACAAACACACGCCGCGCGUGUGUGUGUGUAUAUAUAUAUAUAUAUAUAUAUACACACACACACUCACAGACACACACACACUCACAGACACACACACUCACAGACACACACACACACUCACAGACACACACACACUCACAGACAGACACACACACACUCACAGACACUCAUACACUCACAGACACACACUCACACACUGACACACACACUCACAGACACACACACACUCACACUGACACAUACUCACACACUCACAGACACACACACACUGACACAUACUCACACACUCAGACACACUGACACAUACUCACACACUCACAGACACACACUCACACUGACACAUACUCACACACUCACAGACACACACACACUGACACAUACUCACACACUCACAGACACACUGACACAUACUCACACACUCACACUGACACAUACUCACACACUCACAGAAACACACACUGACACAUACUCACACACUCACAGAAACACACACUGACACAUACACACACACUCACAGAAACACACACUGACACAUACUCACACACUCACAGAAACACACACUGACACAUACUCACACACUCACAGAAACACACACUGACACAUACUCACACACUCACAGACACACACUCACACUGACAUACUCACACACUCACAGACACACACUCACACUGACACAUACUCACACACUCACAGACACACUGACACACACACACACACAAAUUAUUAUAUUUUAAUUAAAAAAAAAAAAUGUCCACCCAGCCUCCUACCUGGAGUGCUGGUGGACUUUUCCCUGGGGUCCAGUGGGGCGGGCGCCUUUCCGCAGUUCAGCCGCGGCGAGGGAGCUCUCUGCUCUCUGCUCCCUCUCGCCGCGCGGGCUGUCUGCUGGAGCUGGGAGCCGGAAUAUGACGUCAUAUUCCGGCUCCCGGCAUCAACGCGCGGCGAGAGGGAGCAGAGAGCAGAGAGCUCCCUCGCCGCGGCUGAACUGCAGGGUGGGUGGAAUCAUCACCUCUUGCCCUCCCAUGACAGGGGCAAGAUGUGAAACAGGGGGCACUGAGUGCCUGCAGGAACGCUGUUCCUGCAGGACUCAAACCAUAGGCGUGCCACGGGGAUUAGGGUGUGCCCAGUCAUUAUAUCAUGAUACUAAGACUGCUGGACAUCCUGGUAUUUCCAAAACGGUGUCAGCUGUUUCUCGGUAUUUUUGGUGGGAUUCCUUACGAAAGGAUGUCACUGACUAUAUAAGUGCUUGUACUACUUGUGCCUGUACGAAAUCCUCCCGUAGAGUUCCUUGUGGGCUGUUGCAUCCGUUACCCGUUCCCGAGAGACCUUGGUCUAACCUGUCCAUGGAUUUUAUUGUUGAAUUACCCCCUUCAAAUGGUAACACAGUAAUCCUGAUGAUAGUGGAUCAGUUCUCCAAAAUGGCUCACUUCGUGUCUCUUCACAAGUUGCCCACAUCCAAGGAACUGGCUCAUAUCUUCGCUAGAGAAGUAUUUCGAUUACAUGGGAUUCCCGUAUCUAUUGUAUCCGAUAGGGGUAGCCAAUUUAUUUCCAGGUUCUGGAGGGCCUUUUGUUCAGAAAUGGGUAUUUCUCUCUCAUUUUCUUCCGCUUAUUAUCCCCAGUCUAAUGGGGCUGCUGAACGUGCCAACCAGUCUCUGGAGCAAUACCUCCGUUGUUUUGUGUCUCACCAUCAGGACAAUUGGUCUGACCUGCUUCCUUGGGCUGAAUUUGCUCGGAAUAACGCCACUCAUGAUUCUUCCGGCAAGACCCCUUUUUACGUUGUCUAUGGCCAGCAUCCCGUUGUUCUUCCGGCUGCAUUCUCCUCACAGGGCAUGCCAGUUCUGGAUGAGCAUUUGGCUGGUUUGCGUAAUACUUGGGAGCAGGUUCAGCGUUCUUUGGUGGACUCUGCUACUCGCCAGAAGGCUCAGGCUGACAAGCAUCGCAGAGCAGCUCCGUCCUAUGUUGUGGGGGACAGGGGUUUUGCUUUCCACGCGGAAUAUUCGUCUCCGGGUGCCUUCUAUGAAAUUGGCUCCCCGCUUCAUUGGACCUUAUCGUAUUAUACAUAAGGUUAAUCCUGUUUCUUAUGCCUUAGGCCUGCCUAAGAAUCUACGUAUUCCUAAUGUUUUUCACACCUCAUUGUUGAAACCUUUCGUACGCAACCGCUAUACCCGGCAUACUCCUCCUCCCCCUCCUAUCUCGGUGGAGGGUCAUGAGGAGUUUGAAGUGUCUGCUGUUCUUGACUCUCGUUUCCUUAGGGGUCGACUUCAGUACUUGGUACAUUGGAAGGGUUAUGGGCCUGAGGAGCACAGUUGGAUUUCGGCUGAUGCUGUCCAUGCUCCCCGUCUUGUGCGCUCUUUCCAUUCUCGUUUUCCUGCCAGGCCUGGUCCUACCCGCCCGGGGGGCGUGUCCUCAGGGGGGGGUACUGUAGCGUUACUUACCUUAACCGGGGGCCGGUCGCGGUCCUCUCUUCAAGCCGCGCGCGGUCCUGCGGCUGCACGAGCCGCGCGCGGCUCAUCCGACUACUUUAGAUGGAAGGCGGGCAGUGACCGCGUGAAGCGGUCACGUGUCCCGCCUGAAACUAAGAGCGCGCCGCGAGUCUCGGGCGCGCUCUUAAAGAGACAGUGGGAGCCUAAUUGCCAAAAGGCUCCCAUUGGCUCCUGUCAUACCACACUCCCUGUACAAUUACCUAUAGGGGGUGUGGAAGUGACAGGAGCCAAUCACUUUCGUUUAAAAGCUAUUUAAACUUACCUUUUUCCCUUAGCUCGUUGCCCUAUCGUGGUUUCUGUUUCAGUUCCCUUUAGCGCUUGUGGUGUUCAGUUGUGUUUUCUCGUAUUGACUUUGGCUUCGUAUUCUGACUUCGUUUUCGCUUUAUCCUUAUCUGUACUGUUUGCCGGCUUGCUGUUUUCCGUGUACCAGACCCCGGCUUGUCCUAGUUUACGCUGUCUCUCUGUGCCCUUGACCUCGGUUUGUUCCUGGCUCUGUCUCCUCUCAUAUACGUCGAGUCCGGCCAUUCUAAGGUCCGGUAGACGUAUCUCUCCUCUGUAUUUGCCUCUGUUUAGCUGGAUCCUGCGUGUAGGGGUAUAUUCUCGUUACAGUUUGUUCACAGGGGGAAGAGUGUGUAGGGGAUGUCCUGAUGUGUGAUGUGUGUAAGGAAUGCAUUGUGUGAAUCUGUGUUUGUAUGUGUAAGGGCUCCAAGGUGUGUUUGUGUAUGUAUGGAAUGCAGUGUGUGUGUCUGUAAGGGAUGCAUUGAGUGUGUGUAAGGGGUGCAUUGUGUGUUGCUGUGUGUGUAAGGGAUGCAUUGCUUGUGUAUGUGUGUCUCUGUGUGUAAUGCAUUGUGUUUUUUUCUGUGUGCAAGGGGUGCAUUGUGUGUGAUUGUGUGUGUGUGAUGGAUGUCAGUCUCUCCCCCCCUAUCAAUUUCCUUCUUCCCCCCUCUGUCAAAUUCUCUCCCCCCUCUCCCCCCGUCAAUUUCCUUCUCCCCCUCCAAUUUCCUUCUCCCCCCUCCAAUUUCCUUCUUCUCCCCCUCCCUCCCUCUCUCCAAUUUCCUUCUUCUCCCCCCCUCUCCAAUUUCCUUCUUCUCUCCCCCCUCCAAUUUCCUAACACACACUUUUUUUUUAUUUCAUCCCCCCAGCCUCCCUACCUGUGGGAGUGCUGAGGGGAUUCCCUGGGGUUCAGUGGUGUCACCCGGUGGCCGGUCCUGCUGGCGGGUGCGUGAGGGAGCACUCUCCCUGGCUGAGUGCUUCCUCUUCAGCUCCCUCACGCGCCGCGUACUGAUGCCGGAGCCGGAAGAUGACGUCAGCCUGGGAGAGUGCUCCCUCCCGCGCCCGCCAGGUGACACCAGGGUCAGUCUCGGGGGGGGCCCUGAGAUGGCCAGCUCCUGGGCCCCCCAGGAGAAGAGGCUGGCCACAGUGGGCACAUACCGGGUCGCAGGGCAGUCCAUUAUGGUUGUCAUGCCCUGAUGGCGGCCCUGAGACUAGUACGCAAACAAAUGUGGAGUUCAGUAAAAUAUACUAUCAUCCUGAAAAUGUGGGGUUUCAUAAAGGUCAGUAACUAUGGUUGUAAAAACCUAUCUUGCCAAAUAUAUAUGUGAAAAUAUAUAUAGUUUCCACGUUUUUACAAGUCUCAGUUUGAACUAAUUAUUUAGCUAAUAAUAGAAACAAGUCUUUAUUUCAAAAUGAAUAUGGGAGAAUCAUUCCUUGGAAACCACAAUACAUCACACUAAACUAUGAACCCUCUCUCAUCAAUGAAGUGGCAGUUACAUGUAACCUUGUAAAAACUGGAAAGUGUUUAAUCCACUAUGCAUCAAACAGUAGUAGAUUAGUAAACUAAAACAGAACCAAGCUACCCAACUUGUGUACCUCUUGAAACAAGCUGCCCGGCUUUUAUACCUCCACAAUUUGAGUAAAACCCCUGUCUUAACUCUGCAUGUUGGGUCUGGAGUUAUUGUGACAAUUUUCAAAAAAAUUUUUAUGUAGUGAUCACAGAGGAUCAUCCAGAUACUGAAAAGUUAGAACUAACGGUUGACAAUUGUCAAUAUCCAAAAUCCAACCCGUUUCUUGGCCAAGGAAGGGGAACGAACGUGACUAGAAAGCAAAAUAAAAUACCCUAAUCGUUAGGCAACAAUAACAUUUUUAUGGGAAUUGGCUUAGUCACUCCUAAGGUUAUCCAAGCUCGGUUUAAAAAUAAAUAAAUACAUAUUAGGGAUAACCCUUCUACACAGGGUGUUUCCAUUGGUACCGAAAACAUGUUGGAGAGGUGGGGAGGAUGACAGGACAGUAAUACACAUAUGGUAGGACUGUACCCAGAUAGUGUCAUUUUAGGAUAUGGUCAGAGCCUGUGAAAUUCUAAAUGAGACACCUCCUUUUGCAUACAAAAUGUAUUAUUACAUUCCACACCAUCCCUGAUAGUGAAAUACAAAAAGUUCAUUUUAUAAAAUCUUAUCAUCACAGCCAAGUCUUUGGCUGUCCUGCCCUCUGUAACUAAGAUAGAGUCCCAAAAUUCAAGUAGCAGAGGCACUGCAUGCUUAUUUGAUAGGGAAAAAGUGCAAAACAUGCAGAUCAAUGGCAGCCAUGGUGGAAUUCUUGACAAGGAGGGUCGCUGGGAUGAGUGAGGAUUGGGCUUAGGGGGGCGAGCAUGCUUUCUAUAUUUCUAUUUCUUCUUUCAUUUUACUUUUAGCUUGAUCAACAAUUCUCAGUUCUCUGCUUGACUUUUAUGCAUAUCUUUUUCUGAUAUCGCUAUUUCUUUUUCUGACGAUAACCACCAAGGGAGGGGUGAGAGGGACACAGGUUGGGACAAGAGUAGUCCUUACUAUAUGAGGCAACCCGAAAGCCCACUUGGAAUUGAGAAUUUCAUCACUCCAGUAACCUUACUUCUGUAGGUUAAUGGGGGACACAGUCAUAACUCAAGCUAUUUGGCCUUGAUGACAAACUGCACAAUCAGGGCCAGACUGGGGAUAAAAAGCAGCACUGUAAAAAAAUCUAUGCCAGCCCUGCAGCACGGCGUGGGGAAAAAACGGUGAGUAAAAACACUAUUUUUAAACGCACACAGACACACACAUACACCAUGACAGACACACACAUAUACCACGACAGAUGACAGACACACACACCCCAUGACAGACACACACACUCCAUGACAGACACACAUAUACCAUGACAGACACACACACAUACCUUGACAGACACACACAUACCAUGACAGACACACACAUACCUUAAGACACACACACACACCUUGACAGACACACACACCAUGACACAGACAGACCAUGACACAGACAGACACACACACACACACACACAAUGACAGACUGACACACUAUGACACACACACACCAUGACAGACAGACACAGACCAUGACACACACACACACACACACAGACUGACACAUAAUAUAGCUACCUGUGGGCGACCGGACAGGAGUCUUGCAGGGCAGACAGCUGGGUCAGGUGUGCUGGCGGCCGCAGGGGGGAGCUGGCUGUGAUGGCUCCGCUCUCCCAGUGUGCAGAUUAAUGAGACCGGAUAUUCCAGCCCUGGUCUCAUUAAGUAGCGCGCAAGGGCGGGGGAUUAGAGCCAGCACAGCCAGCUCCCCCCUGCGGCCACCGGAGCAACCAGGAGCCAGCUCCCCAUGUGGCCGCCGGAACAGCCAGCUCUCUGUCCGGCCCCAGGUGCCGACGGCCCACCGGGAAAUUUCCCGGUAUCCCGGUGGGCCAGUCCGGACCUGGUCACAAUAUGAGAUCAUAUACCUAAGGAGGGGAUAGAUAAUUUUGGGCGUGAGUUUGGCUCAAUAUUGGGUUCCUGUCCUUUAGACAAAAUAUUUGACCUGAUAGAGAUUUACAACUCUGUUUAACCUUCCUGGUGCAGGUGCAUUGAAGUAUUACGCCUUAUUUAACUCUGGUAGUCGGUCCUGGAGAGGUCGAAUACACUACUUCACAUUUGGGAUCUGCGUGUUUCGCCCAUAUCGUAAUUGUUUAUUCCAUUUUCUGUACAAUCCUCAAUAAAAAAACGUUGAUUUACAAAAAUAAAAAUUAUUAGGGAUAACAUGUAACUAGUGCCUCUGUUUGAAAAAUAAAUGUAAAACCACUUGCGAAUCAUUUUAACUGUAAUUCAAUCUAGAUUUACUUAACCUGAUGUAUCUUAAGUUGCACUAAGUUAUGGAAGCAAUUGUUCCAUUGUUUAUCAGUACACUGCCACAGAUUUACGGCAUAGUCUGUGGUGUCACUUUGCAUUAGCAUUUGUCCUGACACACAGUGACAGAGUCUAGUCUUUUUAUGAAGUCUUGCUUUUCAUCUUUGUGCUUCAUAACGUUGUGGAGAUCGCGUUUACCCCUCAGGCCUUAUUUCAUUUUCUAAGAACAGAUAAAAAUAAAAAGCAUUGCUGAGUGGGACAUUAAUGAAUAGAAUGAAUCUGACAGCUGAAAAAUAGGAAUUGCACUCAGCCAAAUGUUCAAGACCAAUAUUAGUGAAUCCAAACUAUUUUGGCAUUAUUUAAUAAAAAAAUAAACUGUCUUUUUAAGGAAAGGGUAUAAAAAAUAGGUUGAGGUGUCCUUUCAUUAUAACAAAGGAUCAGCAGGGAGGACUGGAAAAAUAAUUUUCUCAAGGUUCUAUCAAGUGUGCACCUUUAGGGCUAUUUCUGGCUCAUUAGAGAGAGCUACACUGGUAGAAACAUGGACAUGCUGUGAUAGAAAAGUACUUUUAUAUAUAAACUGCUUGCAAAUCCUUAUGUGGUACUAGUCAUUAUAGUAAUUUUAUAUUGAUGGGUGAUGGUGGUGUGUUAAGGUGUGUGCAUUCUCUUUGACUGCCUUAUUAACCCCUUAAGGACACAUGACAUGUGUGACAUGUCAUGAUUCCCUUUUAUUCCAGAAGUUUGGUCCUUAAGGGGUUAAAUGCAACAUGGUUAAAGGGGCACUAAUUACCAGAACCACUGCAGCUUAAUGUAGUGAUUUGGUGCAAAGAUACUGCCACUUUGUUCUCAGUCAUGAAAACACUUCCCAUUGGUUGUUUCUCUGAUUAAUGACAAAUUAUAGUUGUACCAUAUUCUUUACAUUUUUAAAUAGUGGAUUGAAUGGAACUCUAAUGGAUGUUUCAAAAUGUGUUGUUGUUUUGUUUUUAUAAUUAACCCUUAUUUGUGCUAUUCCAGAACUAUCACAAAUUUAUUUUCAUAGUCCUCUGAUCUUCAUGAUUCUGUUUGUUUUGAUAUGUACCUUCCAGGUAAAUUUAUUUUGAGAUUAUGUGACAAUUAAAUUGCAUGCUAUCUAUUGUAGAAAGAUACAAUGAUAUUGGUAGUAGCACUGUGACACACACUGUGCCACAACAUUGAAACCACCUGUCUAAUAUUGUGUAGGCCCCCAUUGUGCUGCCAAAACUGCUCUGAUACAUUGAAGCAUGGACUCCACAAGACCUCUGAACAUGUCCUGUGAUAUCUGGCACCAAGACAUCAAUAGCAGAUUGUUUAAGUCCUGCAAGUUGCGAGGUAGAGCCUCCAUGGAUUGGAUUUGUUGUUCCAGCAUAUCCCACAGAUGGUCAAUUGGAACAACAUCUGGGGAAUUUGGAGGACAAGGUGACAGCUUGAACUCUUUGUCAUGUUCCUCAAACUAUUCCUGAAUUAUAUUUGCAGUUUGGUAGGGUGUAUUAUCCUGCUGAAAGAAGCCAGAGUCAUGGAACACCAUUGGCAUGUGGGGUGGACAUGAUCUGCAACAAGCUCUAGGUAGAUGUCAAAGUAACAUCCACAUGAAUGCCAGAACCCAAGGUUUCCCAGCAGAACAUUGUCCAGAACAUAACACUGUCUCCGCCAGCAUGCCUUCUUCCCAUAGUAUAUCCUGCUGCCAUCUCUUCACCAGGUAAACAAUGCACAAGCACCAAGCCACCCACCUGAUCUAAAAGAAAACAUGAUUCAUUAGAGCAGGCAACCUUCUUCCAUUGCUCCAUGGUUCAGUUCUGAUGCUCACAUCUCCAUCGAAGGUGGUUUUGGUGGUGGACAAGGGUCAUCAUGAGCACUCUCACCAGUCCGCAGCUAAGCAACUCCAUUCGUAACAAACCAUACUGUGUGUUCUGACACCUUUCUAUCAUGGCCAACAUUUAUUUUUUUUAGCAAUUUGAGCUACAGUAGCUCUUCUGUGUGAUCUGACCAGACAGGCAAGCCUUUACUCCCCACGUGCAUCAGUGAGGAACGGGUGCCCAUGACCCUGAUGACGGUUCACCAGUUGGCCUUCCGUGCACCACUUUUGCCUGGUACUAACCACUGCAUACUGGGAACACCCCCAAAAGACAUGCUGGUUUGGAGAUGCUCCAACUCAGUUGUCUAACAAUUAUUAAUUGGUCCUUGUUAAAGUCACUCAGAUCUUUUCACUUGCCCAUUUUUCCUGCUUCAAACACAUCAAAUUCAAGAGCUGACUUUUUUUUAACGGUAUAAUCAAUGUUUCACUUCACCUGUCAGUGACUUUAAUGUUGCGGCUGAUCAGAGUACUAUCUGCUAAUGAUAUUCAUGUAUUCAAAUGGUAAUGGAAUCACUUUCUUCAUACAUACCUCCCAUGUUGCAUACUUUUUGUAAGGUAAUGGGUACAGUUUACAGUAUACAGUUUCUCUUGGUCUGUGUUAUAGUGGUAGGGAGCUGGAGAUAAGGAGUACGAAAACACAGUUCUCUCCUAUGUUCCUUCAUGUAUCUCAUUUUACGAUUUUAAUUAUAUUCUCUUACUGUGGACACAAGGGUGAGAUAUUUGUCACAUCAAUCAAUCUAUACUAGCUAUAUAUAUAUAUAUAUAUAUAUAUAUAUAAUUUGUCAAUAGUAUGUUUUCAUCUUUGUGCCUUCAGAUUAUGGGCAGGAUGCAUUCGGUUUUGUAGACCACCUCCUUACAUCACACUAUUCAAACCUUAAAAUGGGACACUUAAGGAAACCAAAGAACUUAGCUCCACUCUCUUGUCUUUCUCUUGCAAGAUGAAGAGAGCUACCUAGACAAGAACUGUGUUAUGUCCCAGAAACCCAUAUACUAAUAGCUGAGAAUGGUCACAUGCUCCGUUAUCAAGAGAAAUAAGAGAUAAGAGAAUGGGAUUGUGAUUGGUUGGCCAUUUAUUCUUGUCUAAGACAAAUUAGUGAUAAUGUGGUCUCAUUCACGAACCAAUGAAGAUCUCAAUCACUUCCUGGUUAAAAAGAUUACAUGGAACAGAGCCUGAUAAAAACAUGCAAAUAGUGAUAUCAAAUGGCAAAGAUAAUAAUAAUAAAAAUAAUAAUAAUAAGGAGAUUCAUUUUUUUUUAUAUUGAAAUGUGUACAUUUCUUGAUUGCCCUUUGUACAUUAUGCAUCACAAAAUGGAUAUUACAUCUACAUUGGAGUUUCCUUUAAACGAAUUAUUCUAAUCAUUAUUUGAAGUCACAAUAGAAUGAAUAGAAUGAAUGGCAAAGUGAAAAUUUAAUGAUUCAACAAAUUGCAACUCAAUGGGUUAAGUGGCUCAAUUCUUCAGUUGCUCAGCAUAAUAGCAAGCAGAGGAUUCCGUAACUAGAAAGAGUGGGAUAAGCAGCUGCAUUAUCCAUUCACUCUGACACUACAAUUGACUGACAGCAGUUGCUGAUGGUAAAUCCGGUGCUGACUUUCUUUUCAUGUAGGGCUGUGUCAGGCAGCAUAGAUAAUUGCCAUGUCUCGGUGCACUACAUUCAGAUGAUGGACAGAUCAUAAACUUGGAUAUUCAUUAUGCAUUUUCUUUAUAUGGCAUUCUCCUAUGACAGUGCAUCCUUUGGAUUAUUUAAGGAGGACACUAGAGAUAAAAGUACAUUGUAAAAUAGCCGUGUGAAUCACUAGCUAUAAUUGAUCAUAAAUCAUAUCUCAGUAAUCUAACCUGAUUUAAAAAAAUUAAAGCAAAUAGAUUUAUAGUGGACGUCAUGGUUGCUGGGGUAGGGGUGGUAGAAGGUAUCAUUUUUAUUUAUUUAUGAUAUGUAAAAUAAAAACUGUUGUAAAAAAAAAACCUAUUUUAUAGAAAUAAAAACGUGUCUUUGCAACAAAUAAAAUCAUGGUUGAAAUAGAACUGCCAUUCACGUUUUUUAAUGUUAGAUUUACUUAUCCGUUUACAACUAUGUAUUUUUGCGGUAUAAAAAUAAAUAAAAUGCGCAAAUGCCCACCUCUUUAUCCUUAAUCUGCUCACCUCCAUCUUUAACUUCCUGGCAAUCAUUGUUAAAAGCUUUACUCUUUGCACCAAUCAGCGAACAUAGAGAAAGUAUAGAAAGAAGAGGAAAAAUGAAUCAAUGUUUCAAUUUUUUACUCUUUAUUUGCAAUUUUUGCACUGACUUUGCCUUGUCUGAACUGGAUGUUGAUGUCCUUUGCUAGCUCUUUAAUUUAAAUGUAAAAUCUCUUGGGGAAAAAAAUAAGAAUAAGAUAAUACAAGUUAUAGAUGAUGUGCUUUGCUUUAAUUAAUUGUAUAAAUUCCAGAUAUGUGACAGUUCCGAUGUGUAAUUCUGUUCCUCAUUCAGAUGAUAUAAUAAAGCUUCAACAUGAAGAAACAGAUACCCAGCCCAUGGACAUCCAAACAAGUCCAAGGAACAAAGCCAGAAACUUCACAAACAGAGUUGGUUUUAGAAGAAAGCCAAGAAACCAGCAGGGUUUGUUACAUAUGCUGUUAUUUUUCAGAUCUAUCGUUUAUUUUAUUUAAAUUUUUCAGUCAUAUAACUAGUUAAAAAAAACUCAGAACUUGCGGGGAAAAAAGUGUUACAUGCAUCAUAAAAAGCAUGUAAUUUUAUUAAAGUAUAUCUGCUUAAAACCUUAAAACAUCCAUUGAUCGAUCAAAAUAGCUCUUGUUUUAAAACUGUUUGCUAGGAAUUUUAUGCUUUAGUCCAAAGUAAGUGAUCUGGAAAAAAAAGCCAAGUUGGGGUUUUUUCAGGUAUGGCAGUGUUGGUAUAAAAUUUGCAAUUCCUUGAUCAAUUACAGAUUAUUUAUAACUGAGAGAAUAACUUUGUAUACUUAUAUUGAGUACCGAUUAAAUUAAAAAUCAUAGUUAUUCUCCUACAAUAUUCUUCAUUACAGUCACAUAAUAAUUGUACCUCUUCAUAUAUCAAUGGUAAGAACACAACUUGAAUUUGCUGUGCAAUUUUACGCACCUGUUCUAAAGAAGAAUGUUAUGGCACUAGAAAAAAAAUCAGAGGUGGGCUACAAAAUUAAUAAAAGAAAUGGAGGAUUUGAUAGCAUUAUACAAAUAUAUUUGGGACCAUUGUCUGGAAAUCUAUUCUCAAACAGGACUAUACAUAGGACACGAGGUAAUGCAUUUAGACUGGAAGAAAAGAGAUUUAGUCUAAAGCAAAGGAAACAUUUUUUUUACAGUAAAUACAAUAAGGAUGUGGAAUUCUCUGCCUGAAGAAGUGUUUUUUUCAGAGUUUAUACAGAUAUUAAAACAACAACUGAAUGAUUAUUGCCAAAGCAUAAUAUUCAAGGAUAUCCUUUUUAAUAUGGGUAACAGUUUAUUGCAUCCAAUGAGAGAUCUGGCUGCCAUUGUGGUUGAGAAAGAUUUAUCUUUUCUGAGUCUGUUGCAAAACUGGAGAAUGCUUCAAACUAUUUUUUGUUUUCUUCUUUUGGAUCAACAGCAAACAAGGAUGUAAAAUAGACAGAACUUGAUUGACACGUCUCUUUUCAACCUAUGUAACUGUGCAUGUAUGCAUAUGUUCUAUGACUGUAUCAUCAUAAAAUAGUUAUUUAUUAUGAUGAUUAUUACUCUCCAUUUGCUCAUGUUUGAUCAGCAACUUAAGAGAGCUCUGAAAGCAGCACUGGUAAGGCUGGCAUCAGCUUAUUAAGCAGAUCCACUCAUCAAAUAUAAUGAGAGAACUGAGGCUAGGGAGCUGAAGUUUAUAUUAGAAACAUAGAAUGUGACGGCAGAUAAGAACCAUUCGGCCCAUCUAGUCUGCCCAAUUUUCCAAAUACUUACAUUAGUCCCUGGCCUUAUCAUAAGUCUAGGAUAGCCUUAUGCCUAUCCCACGCAUGCUUAAACUCCCCCACUGUGUUAACCUCUACCACUUCAGCUGGAAGGCUAUUCCAUGCCUCCACUACCCUCUCUGUAAAGUAAUACUUCCUGAAAUUAUUUUUUUUUUAUAUAAAUUCUUUAUUUUGAAAAUGUUCAGGUUUAAAGAAGGGUACAGAAAAAAGAAAAGGGGGAAGGGUUCGGGGAACACAAUUCACAGUGCAAACAGCAUUCAUAUUGCAGUUACCCUCCCCCAUGAGGAGGCUGUCAAAAGUGAACCCAUUCCCCACUCCAGUUUAGUAUAUUGAACGUGUAAGUAUGCACGGGUACAUUUAAUUAACUCGUCUAAGUGUGUGUUUGGAGAAGUUAGGUCCGCCUGCAUGUCUUUUUGCCUAUUGCCCUGUGAACUAAGUCAAGGAUAGAGCUAACUUCAUGUAGGAAUUUGAGAAGGUCAACCUGGUCAGGAGUUUGUCCAGCUGUAAAGAUAUCGAUCUACUUAUUGCAUGUACCUCCGCCCGGUUAUCGGGUGGCAGAGCCAUCGUGGUGUGACUCCGAUGGCUCAGUUCGUACUGAUAUGCAGUCGUGUCAAGGCAAUGGGGGUAUAGGGUACUAGGGACCUACAGAGGGAUUCCAAUAGGGGUAACUGGGGAAGGAAGCGUUUCUGGAGGACUGAGAGACCCCCCGGUCCCCAGUCCCCGCCCGCCAGCGCUAAACCGCAUCCCAGGGGCCCCAUAUCUUCCGGGCCGAAUUGGUUGUUUCGUGAACCAGGGCAGACAGCUCAUCCAUCUCCCUGGAUUCCUCUAUUUUCUUCCGUACCUCCAUCAUGGACGGUAGUUCCGUGCUGCCCCAAUGGGCUGCUAUCGCUCUCCUCGCUGCCAGCGCUAUCUUGGCCACCAAUUUAUUUUGUGCCCUGGGAAGGGUCUCCAUGGGUUUGGAGAGCAACCAUGUCCACGGAUCCAAUGGGAGAACCGUCUGCAGAGCCCUGGAGGUGAGCUCUGCUAUUUCCCUCCACAGCCCCGAGACAUGCUCACAAUCCCACCACAUAUGAAGGUAUGUGCCCUGCGCCCCGCAUCCCUUCCAGCAGCGAUCAGUAUUCAUCUGUCGCAUCUGUUUGAGUUUCAAGGGGGUGACGUACCACCGAAGUAGGGUUUUAAAAGCCUGCUCCUUAUGGUUUACGCAAAUUGUAACGGAGGCCGUGGCCUCCCAUAUAGCCGCCCAGUCCGAUGAGUCGCCUGGGGGGCCCAGGUCCUUUUCCCAAGCUCUCACAUAUGCAAAAGCCUCUGGAGGGGCAUUUUUAGCUAGAACAUUGUAGAGAGUGGAGAUUUGUCCUCUCUGAAUGGGUGUGUGUUGACACAUCUUUUCAAAGUGUGUGGGCGGUGCCGUCGCCGCCGCCUUGAUGGCUGGAUCAGAUAGGAAACUCCGCAGCUGAAGGUAGCGGAAGUGAUCAAAUGUGUUGAGGGGAGUGGUUUGCGGCAGGUCUGCAAAUGAGAGGAGGUGGGUGUCACGGAAAAAAUGGCAAAUUCUGGUUAGGUCGUUAUCUUCAAAGUGAACAAAAUGCCGGGGUGUCAUCCCUGGGGGGAAUUGGUUGUUUCUUAGUACAGGGGUUAGCGGGGAGGGCAUGUGUACAAGGUCGUGUUUGCGGGUCACCCUGUCCCAGAUUUGUAGGGACGUCUGCAGGGCCGGCGUGGUCUGGGGCAUCUCCGGUCGGUGGUGUUUCGGCACCCAAAAGUACAGCGAUGGGUGGUCUCUGCCGAAAAGAUCAUGUUCCAAGUCCACCCAAAGCUUUACUCCCGCCGGAGCGUGGAGGGACUGGAUCUGCGCCAGUUGGGCCGCCUGAUGAUACUCCCACAAGUUCGGGAGUCCCAAACCCCCCUUCUUGUGUGGUAUAUAUAGUGUAGACCGUCUCACCCUAACCCUCCCCCCCCCCCAGAUAAAUUUAUCUAUCUGCGUUUGCAGGGAUUUGAAAUCUGUUUUAGAGAUCGGGAUGGGGAGGGUUUGAAACAGGUAUAGGAAGCGGGGGAGUAAGUUCAUUUUCACUGAGGCAAUCCUCCCAACCAUGAGAUAGAUAGCUUUUGCCAGUCCGUCAGGUCUUUUUUGGCCUGUUCAAUCAGUGGGGGGAAAUUCAGUCGGUAUGUCGAGUUAAGGUCCGAGGGUAGGUAUACUCCCAGAUAUUUAAUUCCAUCCGGUCGAAAGCGGAAUGGGUACUUUUCUCGUAGGGACCUGUCUACUCCGGGGGGAAUACACAGUGCCAUCGCCUCUGUCUUGUCUAGAUUCAGUUUGUAUCCCGAUGUCACCGCGUAUUCCUCUAAAAGGUUCAGCAGGGGGGGUAGGGAGGUGUCCGGGUCCGUCAAUGUCAGGAGCAGAUCAUCCGCAUAGGCCGCUAUUUUGUAUUCCUCCCGUCGCACCUUCAGACCUUUAAUAUUGGGGUUUAGUCUUAUCAUGUGGAGGAGGGGCUCGAGGGACAGGGCAAAGAGGAGGGGGGAAAGGGGGCAACCCUGUCGUGUGCCAUUAUAUAUGCGGAAGGGGAGUGAUGGGGCGCCUGGUAUAAGUAGGCAUGCUGUUGGACAGGAGUACAAGUUGCGGAUUGUCGUCAGGAAGUCAUUGAGUAGUCCAAACUUUUCUAACGUUGCGAAUAAGUAUGGCCACAGUAUGCGGUCGAACGCCUUUUCAGCGUCAAGGGAAAGCAGCAAUGUGGGGGUCUGUUUGCGAGUGGCUGCCCAGAUCAAGUCAUAUGUGCGUCUGGUGUUGUCACUGGCUUGUCUGUGUGGGAUGAAUCCCACUUGGUCUGGGUGAAUCAAUUUUGGGAGAUGUGCUUGUAAUCGGUUUGCUAGAAGUUUGGUGAAUAAUUUUAUGUCCACAUUAAGGAGUGAGAUGGGGCGGUAAUGUCCGGGGUCUAGGUGGGUUUGGUUUGGUUUCGGUAUCAAACUUAUGUUGGCUUGUAACAGGUCCGGGGUUAUCGCCUCCCCUGUGCAAAUGGAGGUGAAUAGGUCUCUGAGGUGUGGUAGCAGGAUCGCCGAGUAUGUUUUAUAAUACAGCCCUGAGAAACCGUCCGGGCCAGGGCAUUUGUUAGGUCGGAGAGAUUUAAUCGCCUCCGCGACCUCUUCUAUCGAGAUGGGCGCCGCCAAUGUUUCUCUAGCCUCUGCCGUAAGCUGUGGGAGGGGGAUAUCUCUCAGGAAGCCCUCCGCUUGUAAUACAGGGGUGUGCGGGUCUUGCCUAGCGCUUGGGUUAUGAUCGUAUAGUGCGGCGUAGUAUCGGCGAAAUAUUUCCGCUAUCUGAGUCGGGUCAUCGUGCGUGCGCCCAUCCGGGUCCCUAAUCGUGGUUAUGCGUUUGCGAGUUGCUUUACGUCUUAGUCUGUUUGCCAGUAGGGAGUCUGCUUUGUUAGACUUCUCAUAGAACAUUUGUCUGGUCCAGAGAAGUGCUUUUUUGGAGUCUUGGGCCAUGAAUGUUUGUAUGGCUUGUCUGUGUGUCUGGAGUUGCCUUAAAAGGUCGGGGGUGGGGGUUUGUUUAUGAAGGCGCUCGGCUUUGCCGAGUUCCGCGAGAUGGUGUGCCAAUUGUGCCAGCUUUUGUUUUUUGUGUGCUGUCGCUUCUGCUAUUAGGGUUCCCCUAAUUACUGCCUUAUGGGCCGCCUACAGCGUGCUAUCCGAUGCCACUGAGCCCUUGUUAGUAUCAAAAAAACUUUGGAUAUCUCCCCUGACUUUGUCUUGUAUAUGUGGGACGUGGAGAAGCGUGGGGUUCAAUCUCCAGGUCCAUGCCCUAACCGCCUGUGGAAGCUGUACCCAAAGUGUGAUGUCAGCAUGGUCGGACCACGUGAUCUGGCCUAUAAGUGUUCUGUCUGUGAACUGUAUCAAUGACGGGGACGUCAGGAACAUGUCGAUUUGGGAGUAUGACGAAUGUGGCUGUGAGAAGAAGGUAAAAUCUGCUGUCGUGGGGUGUUGGACGCGCCAGACAUCCACUAAUUGUGAUGUUGUCAGGAAGGUCUGCAAUAAUUUAUCGGCUUUCGCCAUAGAUGUCUGGUGGGGGUCCAGUCGGGGCUGUCGCCGUCUAUCCUGGUCGGGGAGUGGUACCGUGUUAAAAUCUCCCCCCAGAAUAAUAUGGUGGGAGGGGAAGAGGCCCAAGUGCGCCUGGAGCAGGCUCCAAAAGUGCGUUGACGGUUUCGUGGGGGCAUAGACUGAUGUGAUGGCAUACUUGUAUGAACCUAGUUGCCCCGUGAUGGUUAAGUAUCUCCCCAGGGGGUCCGCGAUCGUGCCGCUAAAAUGAAUCGGGCAGGAUUUACGGACCAAAAUCGCUACCCCGUUAUGUUUGCCCGAGGGUGAGUUCGCGAGAUGAUAGUCCGUGUAGUGUCUGGUGCGUAGAGGGAAAGCUUUCUGUUGUUCGAAGUGAGUUUCCUGGAGGAGGACGACGUCCGCUCCAGUUCUGUUGGCCCAUCGGAGGACGCGGUGUCUUUUGGCCGGGUUAUUCAGGCCCUUGCAAUUGAUCGAAACGCACUUUAACGCGAGCGGGCGUCUCGCCCCCCCAGGCUUCGCACCCACCGGAUUGACCGGGUCCCCCAUGGACUGUCCCGGGAGCGUCUGGCGGGCAAGGAGGGAGGCCCGGGGAAUCCCCCCGUCCAGGGAAAAGGGGAAGGGUAAGAGGGACCAACAAGCCCCAGUCGGGGCUAAGAUAAGUGCAGGGAGGCUUGGGCUUAAACCAAGAGUGCCAAGCCAGGAGGGUGAAGGGACCCUGCGGUAAAAUAGGUGGGGUCUGUGCCCCGAUGUGGGCGUCUAAUCAAAUGAGGUGGAAAGGGGAGGGUGUGAGAGAAGAGAUGGGCCACCACUAUCAGCCCCCCCUCCCCGCUGCCAAUUAAUGAGAUAGUCCUGGCACUAGAAAUUUGUCUAACGUUAACCCUUAAUAACUUCGCACCCUACCGUGUGGGCAACUAUAUACAUCGAUAACUGAGGCGCUGCGACUGACCCAGAGUCUCCCAGAAGCGGGAGGCGUCCACUUCCCCAUGUCACCACCGUCCGGCACAAGCCCUCCGGCAUGCCUCAGCUAAGUCGGGUGUCCCCCCAUGCCGCCUCGGGUGUGCCUAAAGAACUCGUGUAAGCCCUAUGUCCCCUAUGCAUCCCCCCCCGUCAAGUUGUCUGAGUGCGUGUGCGGUAUGGAUAUGCCCGGGGAGACCCCCUCCCAUCUUAAAACCUGUCCCAAGACCCCCUAACCCUGUGUGAACCCAUUGGUCCCCCCACCAUACCCUCUCGUAUACCCCUGUGUCAUGUCUGUGUACCUGACCAUCUUUAGAUCUUGCCUAGGGAAGGGAGGACGCUGUGUGCGGUCACCCAGGGUACAACCCAAAACCUCUUGUACUGCCGAGAAUUGUCAGGGGGAAAGUAGCCUAGCAAGUCACCUCUACCCUCUCCGUCCCAUAGUCCCACAUCCCCUCCCCUGGCCGCUCCGCCAGCGUGGGCAGUGAGAGUGGUGACCCCCCCCCUGCGGCCAGACCCCCCAUACCCCCUACAGCCCCGGGAGGACCACUUGCUGGGGAGGGGGGGUUGGGCUCCGCAGCCCGCCAGGGUCCCCAGCUCACAUUCUCCUACCCCCCUCCGGGGCCAGGCCCGCCCCCCUCGUCCCUGGUGGCACCCAGCUCCCCCAGCCCACCACUGCUUGUAACCAUCUGGCCCUAGUGGCCUCCCCCUCCCCCUUCCUCACCCCCCCCCUCGGGUCUUACUGUCCAGUUAAGCAGCAUGAGGAAACCAAAGAGUUCAAACAGUUCAACCACACCUCCGCUCUGGGAAAAAGAGUCAGCACAAGCCUCCGGCGUAGCGCCUAUGGUCUGCGGGGGCUGCCUCCCGCCGUCAUCUCUCUCCUCCGUGGUGUAUGGCGCGGGUUGUGAUCAUCUGCCCUGGCUGCCCCUCCGGGUCCCCCCCCAGGCCUCCGUGGAAGUUGUGAGGGUGGCGGCAGGAGUUCCAGGCCCAAGGAGGCCGCAAAGGGGGCCAUCUCCGUCGCGUGAUGGAGGACGUGGGUCUGCUCGUCUUUGCGGACCACCAACUUGAACGGGUGCCCCCACAUAUACUUGAUGCCGUGAUGAGUGAGGGUCAGUGUGAGCUGCUUGAGGUCUCGGCGUUUCUUGAGUGUCAGGGGUGCCAGAUCCUGAAAGAAGGCCAGCCUGCAGUUCAAGUAAGAUGGCGGAUUUUGCCGCGCUUUUCUGAGGAGCUGCUCCUUGAUAGGGAAUCUGUGCAAACGAACGAUGACAUCUCUAGGGGUGUCAGGGCUGAAGGCCGGAGCCCGGAGUGCUCUGUGGGCCCUGUCCAUCUCCAGGUCCCUGUCCACAGCCUCCGGGAGCAAGGACCGGAACAACCCCAGUAAUGUUGCUUGUAGGCGGUCACCGGGAACUCAGGAAGGCCCCGGACCCGGAUAUUAUUUCGUCUCGAUCGGUUAUUUAAAUCCUCCAAUUCCUCCUCUAAGGAUGUAAUCUUUCCGUGGAGGUAGGUUAGAUCUUGGGAGUGGGUCCGAGAGGAUUCUGCCAAGGCUGUAAGCUGUGUUUUGGCCUGGUUGGUACGUCGUGCCAGGGCCUCUAUGUCUCCCUUCAGACCCUGUAUAUGGCGGUCUAGUUCUGCCGCCGUGUGUGCUUUGAUGUCAGCCGUGGCGUCGGAGAGGAGUAUCUGGAGAUCCCUUUUGGUUAUAGACUGGUCAGCUGCGUGCAAGUGCUCCGGAGUGUCCGGUUCCAGGCUGGGGCUCGCCAUUCCCGUUCGGCAAGAUGGCCGCCGAGGUGUACUUUGCGAUCGAAAGAUCGUGGCCACGGAAGGGUUAUUUGCUUUUUUCUUUUUUAUUCCUCCCAUACCCGGGUGGUGUGCCCGGGUCUAGGCUGCGAGGGGUGUCUUUUUUCCCGUCUUGGGGUGCCUGAGGUCGCGGAUGUUAGCAGGUUUUAGCACGGGGAGAGAGGGAACCGCAGGACUAAGCGUCCAUCUCCUUCCAAGGUCAGGCUCCGCCCCUGAAAUUAUUUUUAAACCUUUGCCCCUCUAAUUUAGGGCUAUGUCAUCUUGUUGUAGUAGUUUUUUUUUCCUUUUACAUAUAGUCUCCUCCUUUACUGAGUUUAUUCCCUUUAUGUAUUUAAAUGUUUCUACCAUAACCCUCUGUCUCGUCUUUCCUCCAAGCUAUAUAUGUUAAGAUUUCCUGGUAAGUUUUAUCCUGCAAUCCAUGAACCAGUUUAGCCCCUUAAGGGCCAAACUUCUGGAAUAAAAUGGAAUCAUGACAUGUCACACAUGUCAUGUGUCCUUAAGGGGUUAGUAGCCCUUCUCUGAACUCUCUCUAAAGUAUCAAUAUCCUUCUGAAGAUACGGUCUCUCCAGUACUGCGUACAAUACUCCAAGUGAGGUCUCACCAGAGUUCUGUAUAUUUCAUGAAUUGUUGCUUUAGAGGUUUAUAAGAUAAAGUUCAACAUUUCAAACCAGAAUGAUACAAGAAGCUCUUUUUCAUGGUUUGGGAGGGAGUAUCCCUAUAAAUUUACCUUAAGCAGUAACAUAUUGUAAUUUGUUAGGACUGAAUAAAUAAAACGUGAAAUAAUAAUGUGUCUUGUUUCACCAGGAUCCAACAGGCCUAAAUUUGGUUUUGGAAUCACUCCUAAAUAUAACCAAGCUGGCCCAAUGACAAGGAAAAGAGCAGCAAACAUAAACAGAUCAAGGACAACGAACCAGCAGAAUUCAAAUGCAAAGGUAUCACAACAAAACAAACACUGGGGACAUAAACAAAGGAAUACGUAAUACAUUCUCCAUAAUAAAGACAGUAACGAGCAGGGUACAACGGAGCAAACGGAACAGAGAGGGGAAGGUUGGACAACAAGUAAACUGAACCCAAUUGUUAGUUUAAGAAGGGAUAUGUGCAGAAUGGGGGAGAAUGUUCAUAGUGAAUGGAGGCAGAAAUAUUGACGCAACGAGCAGAGAGAGUCGGGUGGAUGAGAGCAAUAAGGACUAAUGAGGAGAUAAUAAAAAAGAAUAGUCCAUGACACGUUACAUCCAAAGCUUGUUAAAGAUUUGCUGUAGCUCUUAUAAUAGCAAUAAGGGGCAUUGAUGUAUGGUAGGAUUUGGUGAACUUCCUAAUCAACUUUUACCAAGAAUUAUUCAGUUGACUGUUCUUUAUCUUGUUGCAUUAUAUUGUAGCCUAGGAAAUUGUUGUGGGUGUUAAUCUGCUUCUGACACUUGAUAUAGGACUGUAUAUGAUAUACCCAUAUUCAAAGAGAGGUCAGAAAACUAACCAUUAAAUCUAUUGAUUGCCCCAGGCGAUCAAUCUUGGUUUGCUUUGGGGUUUGUGUAAGGCAAGGGUUUACAUAUGUCUCUGUACCCUCAUUUAUUGUAACCCUAACACAAUGUGUAUUUGCAGAAUACUCAAUACAGAUCUCAAACCCAAGUGAGACGCCCACAGCAACAAAAAUAUUUCAGGCCUGCAGUCACCCCAGUGCAAGAUUUGACAAAGAGGUAAACUAGUAAAAUAAGGAAUAAAUUAUGCUGUUUAGCUGAAUAUAUGUAUAUUUGGAACAGUUAUAUUCACCAAAACCAACAGUUUAUUAAUGAAAACAUGUUGUGAGCUGUGUGAUUAACAAAUAGUUUUGCACUGUAUUGAUCAAAAUUAGCUGUACUGAUAAAUAGUCACGACUCUGCGCAUCUGUUAAUAUUUGUUAGUGUGUCAGUAGACCACAAUUCAUGGUUUAGACUCCCAGGUUAUAUUUAGGCUGAAUUAGGAGGAUAAUUGUGGGUGGCAAAUCUCUAAUGAGGCAAAAGAGAACAUUUGGAGAAGUCUGGUACAUUGUAACAUGGCAUUAUAUAAAACCACACAUUAGCCAUUAUAGUCUAAUUUGUCUGACCGCAAGCUACAACAGGUGUAAGGUUGAAAAUGCCUAUUACCCCACCUUUAUGUUGGCAGAUAAACCUACAGUUUGUGGGCAUACAAUGGUACCAAACACCCUUGCUAUUCAACAGUGUGCACAGAGGUUUGUGAUUGUGUGCUGGUAAAUGUAUUAAAUAAUUUAGUAACUUUAAUACAUAUUGAAACAGAAGUCAUAACAUUUUUUAAAAGAUUAUGUAAUGUGUGCAGUGCCUCAUUUACACCACUAGAUGUCUUGAAUCUCCAAUAUUUUAUAUGUAGUGUGGAAGCCUUACUAACACCACCUGUAUAUACCCAAAGCAAAGUAUUCUCAGUUUAACAGUUAUAUUCACUAAAUGAUACACAAAGGUUUAAUUUUGCUUUUUUCCCACUCUCUAUUCCACUGGCGACUAAACUUUGCUAUGCAAAUUAGAAGCGUAUUGAGCAUCCUGGGAAAUGUUGUCAUACUCACUACAGGAGUUAGCCACGAUAGCUAUUUACAAAGAACCAAGUACCAUAGAGUAAAACACCUCUUGUCAUAAUUUUAAGUUAAAAAAACAAACAAAACAAAACAGGAUCACCUUAAUACAUAUACUAUAACUGAUUUACACAAGUUUGUGUGCAUCCUGUAUUGAGAUCAUUUACAUUUUAUGUAAAAAUGCAUUUCAAAAAGUGACGAUAUCUCACACGUAGAAGACACGGGACAGCAAAUAUUGUAAAAUCAAGUGCACCAUUUAUUAAUAAUGUUUUUUAAUGUUUUUAUUUCUUUGUUUUAGAGUCAAUGUUCAAAACAGAAGAACACAGUUUAACUCAGGCCAAAGAAGACAAAGAUUGGGUACACCCAACCAAAAUAGAAGAGUAUGUUUAAACUGAGUGCAUUUUUCAGAAACAUAGGGAUUUAUUCAAAGCACAUGCAAGCGUAGUGAAUUGAUAACCAAUUGCAAAAUGUAUGUUAAAAAAUCCAAGAUCUAACGAUAGCUGAGUCGGAAAAAUGUUUCUAGAACAGCAACUUUGGACUAAAUUUUACAAUUCCGUUUUUAGUUCUCUGCCAUUUGCAGUUUGGUGAAUGAACCUCUUAAAUUUAUAUCUGUUAUCUGUUUUACAAAUUACAUACAAUGUUAAAGAAAAAAAUCAAGAUAUACCUUGAUUUUCAAACAUAAAAAUGAAUGUUAAAUAUUAAAUAUUCAUUAAAUUCAGUAUUAAAUGUGCUGGUUUCCAGUUGAAUCAAAGUGCUUACAAUGGAAUUAUGUGAUCUAUUCUCCAUACCUACCCAUGUAUCCUUGUUACACAGAGGAUUAGAUGUAUCUAGAUAUAAAUAGAUUAAGCUCAAAUCUGCUGCUUACAUGUAAAAUUGUGUCUUUUAUUCUCUUCCUAGUUAACACAACAAAUCACACUCAAUCCUGGAAAGAGGAUGCCUAAUGCAAGGAGGUAAUUGUAUACAUAUUGUUUAACCCCUUGUAAACACCAGCACACACUGCAGUGCAUUUUAAUGAUAGUUUCACACCUGAUGACCAAUAUAAAUAGAAGACUUUAUUAUUAUGUUCUUAAGUAGAUGGCAGAUGGAUAACGGAUUUGGAUCAACAUUGACAGUUUCUGUUCCAAACCAGCAAGCAAAACAAGUCAAAUUGUGAGUAGCGUAACAUACCUUUUUCCUUUGUGACGUCUCUUACUGAAAGAUAAUGGUCUAUUCACCAACAUCUGGCUUAACCCAUUCACUGCCAAGUUCUUUUAAUUUUAAAAUAUAUUUUUUAUAACAUUUAUUUGAAACACAGGCUGCACAGCUAGUUGUAGGAUAGAAAAGCAUUUUUAGGUUUGGAUUAAUACUCAGGGAUACAUUUAAAAAAAUGAUGUUAGGCUGUAGAGGUUUUUUUAUUUUAUUUCAUGUAAUUGUUCAUCCUGUUCAGAAAUAUUUUAAGAUUAAUACGUUAGAUAAAAUACAAUAUUCAUUAGUUUGCGAUAUUUAAAACAGUUACAGAAAAACUGACUUUUUUUAUACACAGAAAGUGUGACAAAUAUUGGUAAAUAAAUACAAAUACAUAAGGCCCAGCUUAAGCCCUUCAGGACGGAGUCAAUAGUGCACGUUCUGAUCAAAACAAAAUGUAAACAAAAACUGGAAUUUGCGCUUUAUGUCUGUUCACCCGUAAUUCACCUCUUUCAUAUUAAGUGCACCCACACUUAUUAUAUAUCAGUUUGUUCAGGAGAAACAGGGCUUUCAUUUCAUAUUAAAUAUUUAUAUAUGAAACAUAAUUUAUUAUGAAUAAAAAAGAAAAACUGAGAAUUUUUUUUUUUUUUUUAUUGUAGUUCCGCCUCACAUUUUAGCUGUAAAUGUCAUGAUACUGUUAGCUUUUACUGCAAAACAAGCACAUAUUUGGAUUCAGAAAAGUCUCACGAGUACAACAGUAGCCCCCAUUAACAGUUUUUAAGGUGUUUUGGAAAGUUAAAGGGUCAAAUAUAGCACAUAUCCAUUUUUCAGUUUUUUCACAUUGAAAUUUGCCAGAUUAGUAAUGUUACCUUUGAGACAGUGUGGUAACCCAGGAAUGAGAUUUACCCCCAUGAUAGCAUACCAUUUUCAAAGGUAGACUACCCAAGGUAUUGCAAGUGGGGUAUGUCCAGUCUUUUGUAGUAGCCACUUAGUCACAAACACUGGCCAAAGCAAGCAUUCAUAACAAAAAACUAAUAUUUGGCCAGUGUUUGUGACUAAGUGGCUACUAAAAAUGACUGGAAAUACCCCCUUUGCAAUACAUUGGGUUGUCAACUUUUGCAAAUGGUAUGCCAUCAUGGGGGUAAUUCUUAUUCCUGGGCUACCAAUCGGGUUUUAAAAGGCAACGUAACCAAUCUGGCAAAUUUCAAUGUGAAAAAAUGAAAUGCAUGCCUUAUAUUUGACUCUCUAACUUUCCAAAACACCAUAAAAACUGUACAUGGGGGGUACUGUUAUACUUGGGAGACUUCACUCAACACAAAAAUAAGUGUUUUAAAACAUUAAAACAUAUUACAACAAUAAUAUCGUCAGUAAAAGUGCCGUUCGUGUGUGAAAAAUGCAAAAAAUUUCACUUUUACUAAAGAUAUCAUUGUUGUAAUACAAGUUACCAUUUUGAAACACUAAUAUUUGUGUUCAGCGAAGUCUUCCGAGUAAAACAGUACCCCCCAUGUACAUGUUUUGUGGUGUCUUGGAAAGUUACAGGGUUAAAUAUAGUGCUUGCAAUUCAAAUUCUCUGCACUUUCUGCAGGCAUGUCAAUCAAAUUUUAAUUAAUUAAGUCACAUAAUUAUGUUAAAAUAUUACUUAAAUAUAUAUGUAGAAUUUUAAUAUAUAUACAUAUAUAUGUAUUUAAAGUCUACGUGUACACUUAUGUAGUUAUUUAUGUAAUUAUAUAUAUUUAUGUGUAUGUAUAUAUUUGCGGUUAUUUGUAUUUUAUAUAUAGAUAGAUAUAUAUAGAAUGUCAUUCUAAGUGUAUUUUGUUACAUAUAUAUAUAUAUAUAUAUAUAUAUAUUAAUAAUAAUAAAAUACAGUUAGAAUGAAAUUACAUAUAUAUAAUUUAUUUUAAGUUUUUUAAAAAUAUUUUAUUUAUUAAUUUUAUUAUUUUAUAUAUUUAUUAUUGUAAUUAUACGUGUAUAUAUAAAUAUAAAAUAUAUAGAUGUAUUACAUAUAAUAUAUACAUCUUAUAUGUAUGUAACGUCAUUCUAAGUGAAUUUUAAUACUAAUAUAUGUGCUUAUAUUAACAUUAAAAUACACUAUGUAUGAUGUUACGUAUAUAUAUUAUAUAUAUAAUAUAUAUAUUUUAUAUAUAUAUAUAUAUAUAUAUAUAUAUAAAAAUACAUUUAAUUUAUUUUAACAUGUUUAAUUAUUAUUUUUUUACUACUCCCCACCAGCAGGGGGACUGUCUGACACUCCAGACAGUCCACCUGCUGGCAGAUCCACAGCCAGCUAUAGGGGGCCUGAUUUGCCAGGGGAGGGCUGCAGUCCUCCCGAAGAGGAUUGCGGCAGAGGUAAGUACUGCUGAGCUCCUGGGGCUGCAAGCCGUUACGGCGUUCUAUGCCUCCGCAGCGGCUUUAAAGCCCAUUUAAAUUGAGAUGACAUAGAACGCCGUAACGGCGUUAAGGGGUUAAGGAACAAUGAUGGUCUGUGCCAAGAGUGGGCAUGCUUUGUCACUCCAAAUGUUGUAGACUACAUCUGCCACAGUGCUGGCAAAGCUAGCAAAGUAAUUAAUUUUUAAGGAUCUUAUUUCAAACUGGAAUUACCUAUUGAAUUGCUUUCUGUAUAGCUCUUAAGAGUUCUAUAGCUUAAUAAGUUGGCAUAGGGUAUAGAGCAGGGCUCUCAAACUCUGGCUCAUCAGAUGCUAAUGACCUACCAUUCCUAGAAUUCCUUGAAACUUUCAAAAAUGCCACUAAGAUGUUAAAAAUACAGACCACAUGCAUUACGUGUAGCGUCUGUUGUAUAUAGCAUGUUACAAACUGCAAAUCACAACAAAGCGUAUUCACUAUUAUCAUGGCUUUUUCUUUUCAAUCUCACUUCAUGUCGGGAAGUCAUGAACAUUUUUGAUUAGAAACCAUUUUGAUUAAAGUAUGAGAAGAAGCUGGAAGCUACAGUCCUUCUGUUGAGAUGCAGAGGAAGAGAAUGAAGACCUUAAGAUGAAAUUUUUAAUACGUAGGGUAAAUAUUAGUGCUGAAUUAAUAUGGAAGGUAAAGGGACAGUAUGAACUGUAUUUUGUUUUUUUGUGACAGCAGUGAAUUUAAAAAAAAAUAACUUUGAUGGUGAAACAAUUAUGUAAUUUUAUUUUUAACUUAAAUGUUGUACAUCACAUACUGUCUUCUCUUGCAGACCUAACAGACCAGGAAUGACACGUACCAGUUUGAGAUUCAGAAAACCAGCUGUGCAAUCCAAAGCUCCUUUACCGAAAGGAGUCCCACUGAGAUUCAACUUCCGAGCAAUGGCUAAUCAUGUAGGUAUCGGACUCGGAGGACGUGUUGGUUAUCUGAAAUGUUGUGACAUUAUCAUCUUUGGUUUGGUGGUAUACUUUCUUAAAAAUUAAACUGCUAAUACUGCUUCCCCACUAGAAAAAAAAAACCAAAAAAAACAGGAGGUACUAAUUGUUCCCUAAGAGUGCACAUUCGAGUUACACCCAGAAAACAAAAGUACAUUAAUUCUCACAGUAAUUCACUCCAUCAAAAAGGAACAAUACUCCAGAGUAAAUUAAAUAAUUCCUCUCUUUAUUAACUAUUCAUUAACAUAUGCAAAAUAUUAAAACACUGGCAGAUAAAUAACAUAAAACACAUGAAACAAAAUGCUGCACGUACAUGGUGAGAAAAAGGAGAGAGAUAGACACAUACCCCAUGCCAAGCGAGUUGGACGCAUUUCAUGCGGAAUAUGUGUCUUUUUCCUGUUGUAUAUAAAUGUGGCAGUCAGGUUAAUAGGUAAGGUUUAUUCAAUAUAUAAUGAAAGCCUAAGCUGAAAAACAGGUGAAGGAACAAGUCACAUAUAGAAAACUUCAGAUUAGUGGGGGAUAAGUAUUAUUCUUCUCCGAGACUGGAGAGAACACUAAACGCUGUUAAAUGAUGAAGAGAAUAUAACAGGUUGAUGAAGAAUUCUUCGGGAAGAGAUGACAGAAGAAAUGUGUGAAUCAUGGGGAGGUCCAAGAUGUUAGGGGAAUUUUUGGAGUGAAAGAGAGAUAAUGGGCAACUGUGUCAGGGCUCUGUUGUUUAGGUUCACAAUCUUGAAUUUUUUUCCAUGGGUAAAUGGGAUCAAUUUAAGGGCCUGGCAGUGAAAGCAGUUGACGAGGAACAGAGAAUAACAUAAAUGAGUAGAACAGAGUACUUCAUUAUGGAUGGGAAAUGGUAUAGGCACUAGACGGACAAGUGAGUUAUGAGAGAUAGUUUCAUGGGCAAUAUGUUUUUCAAAAAUAUGUACGCUUGUUUUAUUCCAGUUAUUGCCAUUUAUUGUUGUUCCAAUAAAACAUCUGUAAACUAUACGUUGUCGUGGCUCUGUUUCUAUUAUUUGCUAAUAUUUUAUAUUAACAGAUUCCCACCAUAUACUUCAUGUUUAAAAAACAGUAUGUGCAAUAAACUAUAAUGAAGCACUACCCAAGAACUUAUUCAGCUUAAAACCUAUUAACGCAAUGUGAUGUUUUCUUUCUUCAUAGACCAGUGUCACACUCAAUGAAAGAUUCUCCUCUCUGAAAAUUAAAGGACAGUUUGCAACAUUAAGAAGAGGUGAAGAAAGAACCGUCUUGCUUGCAUAGAGUUAUCAAGUAAUGCAACGUUCUUAACAGAAGAGGACUGUUUUACACCCAAACAACGAUGUGAAAAGCAAUUUGAAAAUCACAGUUUAUAUGUCACCAGUAACACAAACUAAUGAGGUGAAAUAAAAACUGGUAUAAAAAUGAAGUGUUUACCUUGAAAAAACUAUUUGUGAUGUGUGGAAUAAAGCAGCAAAUUUCUUCUCUGUGUGGAGAAAACAUAAAGCUAUUUAAUUAAAGACAAACGACCUUGAUGAAAUACAGUAGAAAUUAAAUUACAUCUACCUAGUACUAAAAAUUCUACGCUGCUGAUCCGUGGAAGACUAGUAAACCAGUGAAUUGUUCUUUCCAUCAGUGAGUGGUCCAAAUGCUAUAAUUCAAAACCAUUUCAUCAGUUGCAGUAUUGUUACCAUAGUAACUUUGUUAUAUUAAAAUGUUACAAUCAUGGCUGUCAUCAGAAAUUUUGUGGCCCCUUACACAACUCGAGGCCCCAUAGGGCCCAACCCCAAGUCCACCCAGGGCCAGCCUUAGGCCUUUGGGUGCCCUGUGUGAAAAAUCUUCACAGCGCCCCCCCUUCCCGUCCCCCUUUCCCCCCCAACUCCUUCCUUCCCCUUCCUCCCCCUUCCCACACACCCUGUCACACACACACAUAGGCAGACAGCCACACACACACACAGGCAGUCACACACAGACAGCCACAUACAAAUAGCCAGACACACACAGACAUAGAAACAUAGAAUGUGACGGCAGAUAAGAACCAUUCGGCCCAUCUAGUCUGCCCAGACAGUCACACGUAGGCAGUCACACACACAGACAGACGGCCACACACACACACACACACGAACACACACAGGCAGACAGCCACACACACAGGCAGGCAGUCACACACAGACAGCCACACUCAAACACACAGGCAGACAGCCCCACACACACACACACACACACAGGCAGACAGCCACACACAAAGGCAGACAGUCAAACACACAGACAGUCACACACACACACAGGCAGGCAGACAGUCAAACACAGGCAGGCAGCCACACACACACACACACACAGGCAGGCAGGCAGCCACACACACACACGCAGACAGUCAUACACACAGGCAGACAGUCAAACACACAGACAAUCACACACACAAACACACACACAGGCAGGCAGACAGUCAAACACACAGACAGGGACACACACAGUCAGACAAUCACACAUAGUUACCCCUGCCUCAGGUAAGCCCCGCCGCAAGGUAAGCUCAGCCCCCGCCGCAAAUUAUUAUUAUUAUUAUUCUUUUUUUUUAUCCCAAGCCGCCCAUGAGUGAGCUGUGUCGGCCACAUGGCGCCCCCUGCUCCAUGGUGCCCUGUGCGGCCGCACAGGUUGCACACCCCUAAGGCCAGCCCUGAGUCCACCCACUUGGAUCAGUAAAGCCAAUGCAGUGUAUGUACAGUGGAUGUGGUGUGUGUCAGUUUAUUCCCUCCUCCCUGCCUCUUAGCUGUGGCCAGGCAGAGGGGCACUAGUUUCCAUAGGGGUCUGGGAGCACAGCAGCUUUUAGAGUGAAGAGAGGGCCCAGCAGUCUCAUCUUCCACUGCCUCCAUCUCUCACGAGCCUGGCAUGCAUUGAAUGCCGCACUGCGCGUUGCCAUGGCUACUUGCAUCAACAUUUUGGCAGUCGGGACUCGCAAGUGGAUGCCGGAGGGAGGGCUUGGUGUCUCAUUGACUCUGUCUUCAUUAUUCUACAGCAUAUGAACUGCAAGUACAUAUCUAUAUAGCAGUACUUGCCAAAAAUACACGUAGAUUGGGAGUGUAGGGCCCAGACAGUACUGACUUACCCCCCUCAUGGUGACCUUGGUUACAAUUAAUUUAUUAUCUUGUACAUUGUUUACAGUUGAAAGAUGUGUUUCAGUAAAAAGACUUGAGUGACUUAUCUUCAUAUCUUUCUGCUACUCAAAUAUUUGACACAAAUAAGGGUAAGUCACUAGAGUGAGAAUUCAAAGUGAAUUUCAAAGUUUAGGACAAAGUAGUCGAACUAGAAGCAUAGCUGAUAUAACAAUUUUUUUGGGCCUUAAAUUUGAAGUUCACUUUGAAUCCUCAUGCUAGUGAAUAACCCUGCCCGUCUGUAAUGAGCACACCUGUUAAUAAUGGUGAGUGGUCUC